CCUGCUUUCAGACUCAAAACUCUUUGUCCCGAUGCGGUUAGUUGGCUAACCACCGGAUUAGACCGACCUGUCGGUUUAAACCGGUGCGUCAUUUUCUCCUCCAAAGCAAUACAUCCCUGAGAAGGCCGUGUACUGCGUCCUCCUCAACAAAAUAUAUUUCCAACAUGGCACCAUCGAAGCCAAUCACCGAAACCCCUCGAUUCCUCCUCCCACGUCUGACUUGGGUUGGUACACCCCGCGCGACUACCACCGCUCUCCAGGGUGUUCCGGCGAGAAGAUCCCUGGAAGUACAAAACCGAGUCGAUAAAUUCAGGGCUCACAGCAGGAAACUCCAUAUCGCAGCAGAGCCUCCCCGUGGCUCUCAUCUAUCGUCAUUCACACGAUCGGUAAUAAAACCGCAAACUUUCAACACCCCCGCCAAUACCACCUGCACCAACCCCGUCAAGCAUAAUGGCGUUUAUGUUGCCGCGUUCAGGCCCGCACGACGCGCUUUCCAUGCAUCUGCCGCCAUGCGUCGCAGCCAUCACUUUGAUACCUUGAAGAUUGUGCAGAGGCUUAGGAAUGAAGGGUUCAGCGAGGAACAGUCGGUUGCACUGAUGAAGGUCCUGAAUGAUGUGAUCCAGGAGUCUAUCCAAAACCUUACCAGGACUAUGGUAUUGAAAGAAGACUCCGAACGUGCGACAUAUACACAAAAAGUGGACUUUGCAAAACUGCGCUCCGAGUUGCUCAACUCAGACUCCACCGAAUCUCAACUCACUCGCUCAUCACAUGAGCGAAUUGCCGCAGAUCUAACGAAGAUGAACUCACGACUACGUGAUGAGAUCGGGCGUACACAGGCGUCUGUUCGGUUGGAUUUGAACCUGGAGAAAGGCAGGAUCCGCGAGGAGGCGAACAGCCAAGAUAUGCGGAUUAAGGAGACUGAGACGAGAAUAGAGCAAGAGGUCGCUGGGCUUCGGGAGCGUGUGCAAGCAGUGAAGCAGUCGACUCUGCAAUGGCUUGUGUGAGUUGAAUCUACUUUCAAUCAUUUCCCCUUCUUCGUUGUGUCUAUUUUCUAACUUGUGGAUUAGGGGUGUUUGCACGGGUACCGCUGCUCUGAUUGUCGGUGCUUGGCGCUUGUUGAUGUGAGGAUAGUGUAACGUUUAAUGUCAUUCUCUAGAUAUUUCCUU
Molecule: messenger RNA, 1166 nt
Organism: Talaromyces proteolyticus
Lineage: Eukaryota; Fungi; Ascomycota; Eurotiomycetes; Eurotiales; Trichocomaceae
Exons: 2
Coding region: 165-1004 (279 amino acids)
Cellular component (GO): mitochondrion
Source: RefSeq, a predicted model, not a curated record